AUGCUGAAGCGCUGCGAGAUUACAUCCAGGAGCCUUGGCAAUACCCAGACCAUCUUUGCCGCGUACCUGCCAGACACCUCUGAGUACAAGAAGCUGCCUGUGGUCUACUGGCUCUCGGGGCUCACCUGCACCGACGAGAACUUCUCCCAGAAGGCCGGCGCCUUCCAGGCAGCCUGCGACCACCAGGUUGUCUUGGUGAUGCCGGACACAUCACCGCGCGGAGACGGCGUGCCAGACGAGGAACCGCACACGUACGACUUCGGAGUUGGAGCUGGGUUCUACUUGAAUGCCACAACGGACAAGUACAAGACCCACUACAACAUGUACGACUUCAUUGUGAAGGAACUGCCAGCCUGUGUCGAGGCCAAUUUCCCGGUGUCCGCGAAGCGGUCCAUCUCAGGGCACUCCAUGGGCGGCCAUGGCGCGCUGACCAUUGCCAUGAAGAACCCGGACAGGUACACCUCGGUGUCUGCCUUCGCGCCCAUCUGCAACCCCACGAAGGUGCCUUGGGGCGAGAAGGCCUUCAAGUUCUACCUGGGCGAGGACCAGCAGAGCUGGAAGCAAUACGAUGCCACUGAGCUCAUUGCGGAUUACAAAGGCAAGGACCUCCACAUCCUCUGCGACUGUGGCACGGCGGACAGCUUCCUGGUGGGUGACGUGAACCAGCUGCAGCCACUGGCCUUCAUGGAGGCGGCUCAGAAGGCCAAGGUGCCGGUGACCUUCAGGAGCGACGCAUGCGACGUGAUGCGACGUGAUGCGACGUGA
Messenger RNA from Effrenium voratum, 765 nucleotides. The record is from the annotation of a GenBank genome assembly. Lineage: Eukaryota; Dinophyceae; Suessiales; Symbiodiniaceae.